Messenger RNA from Symbiodinium sp. CCMP2456, 792 nucleotides. The record is from the annotation of a GenBank genome assembly. NCBI's taxonomy places the organism in Eukaryota, Dinophyceae, Suessiales, Symbiodiniaceae.
AUGGUCCGUUCGGGACUCGGCAAGUGCACAUCCUGUGCCAAGCUGCCUGAGCGUUUGGGCGAGCACUCCCGUCAAUUUCGCAGGUGCGUCAUGGCCGAGCUGCGAACGCAGCUGGGCGAAGACGAUGAUGAAGAUGAACCUGAAUACUUGCAGUUCAAGGUAAUUCUUCUCGGCGACGGUGCGGUUGGAAAGACUUCGAUGGCCACGCGAUUCUGCGAGGAUCACUUUGCCAAGCAGUACAAGCAAACGAUAGGCUUGGAUUUCUUUGUCAAGAGAGUGGUUCUGCCAGGCGACAUUCACGUAUGCUUGCAGAUAUGGGACAUUGGCGGCCAAUCCAUUGGUGGCAAGAUGUUAAGCAACUACAUCUACGGCUCCAGUGCUGUCGUCCUCUGCUAUGACAUUACCAACUAUCAGAGCUUCCAACAUCUGGAGGACUGGUUGUUCCUGGUCAAGCGCACGUUCGACAAGACACCGCUUCCGUAUAUUGCAUUGAUGGCAAACAAGCACGACUUGGCGCAUAUCCGAGCUGUGAAAGUAGACAAACACAAUCAGUUCGCGGAAGAGAACGACUUGUACAGCUAUUUCGUGUCCGCGCGGACAGGAGACCAGGUUCAUUCGUCAUUCUUUCGAAUCGCUGCAGAUCUUGCAGGUGUCACCUUGACAAAACCCGAGCUCGAGGUUGCGCAAAAGCCAACCAAGGCCGAGCUGGUGAAUCAUCCAAGAAACGAUCCUGCGCAUCCCGAGGCCAACGCCGAUGACAUAGCCAAAGAGAAGAAGUGCUCCAUCAUGUAA